Messenger RNA from Epinephelus moara (kelp grouper), 5911 nucleotides. It is a transcript of the gene pde11a, whose product is annotated as phosphodiesterase 11a. Bases 324 to 3080 code for a protein of 918 amino acids. The transcript is spliced from 20 exons. The record is from RefSeq and is a predicted model, not a curated record. Lineage: Eukaryota; Metazoa; Chordata; Actinopteri; Perciformes; Serranidae. Gene Ontology annotation, molecular function: 3',5'-cyclic-nucleotide phosphodiesterase activity; protein binding. Gene Ontology annotation, biological process: signal transduction.
GCUCAGCUCUCUGUGAGAUUUCCAAUGCUUGUGAUAGUCUCAGCCUCAGUGUCCUUUGCUUAGACCUGCUAUAAUGUUCUUAAAUUAAUACAUAUGGAGAUGCUGUGGGGGAAUAUGCUGGUGCGCAAAGGGAGUCUCCAUCCUUCUCCCCACAGAGUGGAAACUGGAUAUGUGGCCAGGGCUCCAGGGGUGUUCCCAGCGUAAUGCAUCUUGGAAGUUAUCUGCCGAUUCUCUACUUUAACCCCCAGUAAAAGCCUCAUAGAUGAUAUUUCUCUGCGCGACUCCAUGGAUGUGGUUCACUGAGGACCAUCUGAAGAACAGGCAUGGCAGUGUCAACUAUGGUGUUCUCUGACGUGGAAAGUUUUCUGGACGCGCAUCCCGAGUUAUUCGAGGACUACCUGAACAGAAAGGGGAAUUAUAGCAUGGUGGAGAAAUGGCUCAAGAACCACAAGGCGAGCAAAAGUCCGGCGGCUGCGGGUCCCGCCGAGCCGAGAGAGGAGAAGGGCAGCGCGUGUAAGGACAGCUGGGCGAGCAAAUGUGACGGUCUGCAGAGGAGAGCCUCGCAGAAGGAGCUGCGCAAAACUUUCGCCAAAUCAAAGGCCAUCAAUGUCAACAGGACAUACGACGAACAUGUGAACUCCAGGGCUCAGGAGCCCCUUACCAGCAUGAGGAGGAGAGCUCUGCUGAGGAAGGCGAGCUCUCUGCCCCCGACCACUGCGCACAUACUGAGCGCACUGCUGGAGUCCAGAGUCAACAUCCCCCAGUACCCGUCCACAGCCGUGGAUUUUAAAUAUUACCUCAAAGAACACAACGAAAGAGAGUUUUUCCUGGAGCUUGUAAAAGACAUAUCCAACGACUUGGAUCUAACGAGUCUCAGCUACAAAAUCCUUGUGUUUGUUUGUAUUAUGGUGGAUGCAGACCGGUGCUCCUUGUUUUUAGUGGAGGGGACGGGCAACAAGAAGACACUAGUGUCCAAAUUCUUUGACGUGCACGCAGGUACUACAGUUUUACCCUCCAUGAAUUCAGAUGAAGUUCAAGUGCCGUGGGGGAAAGGGAUCAUUGGAUAUGUAGCUGAACACGGAGAGACAGUGAACAUUCCUGACGCUUAUCAGGAUCGUCGGUUCAGUGAUGAAAUCGACAAGCUGACAGGGUACAAAACCAAGUCCCUCUUGUGCAUGCCCAUUCGCAACAGCGACGGAGAGAUCAUUGGAGUCGCUCAGGGCAUCAACAAGACUUCAAGUGGAGAACUCUUCACUGAAGAUGAUGAAAAGGUGCUGCAGAUGUACCUGCCUUUCUGUGGCAUUGCGAUCUCCAACGCCCAACUCUUCGCCGCCUCAAGGAAGGAGUAUGACCGGAGUCGGGCACUCUUGGAGGUAGUCAAUGACCUGUUUGAGGAGCAGACUGACCUGGAGAAGAUUGUCAGGAAGAUCAUGCACCGUGCCCAGACAUUGCUAAAGUGCGAGCGCUGCUCUGUUCAGUUGCUGGAGGACAUUGAGUCACCGGUGGUGAAGUUCACCAAGUCGUUUGAGCUACUGUCCCCUAAGUGUAGUGCAGACACUGAAAGCAGUUUCAAAGACAGCAUGGAGAAAUCGUCCUACUCUGACUGGCUCAUCAACAACAGCAUCGCAGAGCUGGUAGCUUCCACAGGACUCCCCGUGAACAUUAGCGAUGCCUAUCAGGAUCCUCGCUUUGAUGCUGAGGCAGACCAAUUCUCGGACUUCCACAUCCGCUCUGUGCUUUGUGUUCCCAUAUGGAACAGCAACCAUCAAAUCAUUGGUGUCGCCCAAGUGCUGAACAGGCUCGAUGGGAAACCAUUCGAUGACGCAGACCAGCGUCUCUUUGAAGCGUUUGUCAUCUUUUGUGGACUGGGCAUCAACAACACCAUCAUGUACGACCAGGUGAAGAAAUCUUGGGCCAAGCAGUCUGUGGCUUUGGAUGUUCUGUCUUACCAUGCCACUUGCUCCAAGACUGAAGUUGACAAAUUCAAGGCUGCCAACAUUCCCCUGGUCUGCGAGCUCGGCAUCGAUAAGCUCUCCUUUGACGACUUCUCCCUGGACGUUGACGCCAUGAUAACGGCCGCUCUGAGGAUGUUCAUGGAGUUGGGGAUGCUGCAGAAAUUUAAGAUCGACUAUGAGACACUGUGCAGAUGGCUGCUGACAGUCAGAAAAAACUACAGAAUGGUUCUCUAUCACAACUGGAGACAUGCCUUCAACGUCUGCCAGUGCAUGUUUGCCAUGCUAACGACGGCAGGCUUCCAGGAGACCCUGACAGAGGUGGAGAUCUUAGCGCUUAUUGUGGGCUGUGUGUGCCAUGACUUGGACCACAGGGGAACCAACAACGCUUUUCAGGCAAAGACGGGCUCAGCCCUUGCUCUGCUUUAUGGGACCUCUGCUACGCUGGAGCACCACCACUUCAACCACGCCGUUAUGAUCCUGCAGAGCGAGGGUCACAAUAUCUUCUCCAACCUCUCGUCCACAGAGUACAGUGACCUCAUGCAGCUGUUGAAACAGUCGAUUCUGGCCACAGACCUCACACUUUACUUUGAGAACAGAAACACUUUCUUUGAGCUGGUCAGCAAAGGAGAGUACAACUGGAAUGUGAAGGGUCACAGGGACAUGUGCAGAUCCAUGAUGAUGACAGCGUGUGAUCUUGGUGCUGUCACUAAACCUUGGGAAAUAUCACGCAAGGUUGCAGAGUUGGUGACCAGCGAGUUCUUCGAGCAGGGCGACAGAGAGAGAUCAGAGCUGAAGCUCACGCCCUCUGCCAUCUUUGAUCGAAACAGGAAGGACGAGCUGCCGGGGCUCCAGCUGGAGUGGAUUGAUGGAAUUUGUGCGCCACUGUACGAGACUCUGGUCAAGUUGAAUCCCAAACUUCAGCCGAUGGUUGACAUGAUCAAAGCUAACAGGGCCAACUGGGAAGAACUGAACAAGAAGAGACAACGCGGUCAAAGUGUUUCUCCUCCCGCGAGCCCCUGCAGUGGAGACAGCACAGAAACAAGCGGCUGCACUGUGGCCAAAACGGGCGUCACACCCUGCUGCAGCGGCGAUGCAGACGGCACACCAUCCAAACCUGUUAGUUAGCUUCUGACGCCAUAUCCGAGCUGACCUCUUAGGCUUACGUCCUCUUAAAUGCAGCCUGCAACAGAGGCAGUGCAGUGCAUGCAGAGGUUCUUGGGCUCUGCUCCUCUUUGCUUUUGCUGCUAGAGAUGAGCUUUAGACUUGAGCGCGGCGCUAUCAUAGAGGUUUUUCUGCUCCCUUCAGUGUUCCUCUGCUGAAGGCUGACAGAGCUGUGUUUGGCGAGCUUGUCGGAGCAGCUACAAAUCAGCUGAUGACACCACGUCAGAAAGGAAACUCAAACCACUGUGUCAACAUGUCAACCAGUGAGCUAACACUAACUAUUCUGGGCAUUGCACAGAUUUUCGGCACAAUAAGGCAUGGAGAAUAUUGGAGAGGAAUGUUUGUCUCUGCUGUGGUUCGUUUUGCUCUCAGUACCUCCUCGUUGCUCGCAUUUUGUCUGGGGUAACAGAGAUAUUUUUUGUAAAUCUGUACAUAAGCUGUUAUUUACAAGUGCUGUUUAAGAACCUGUAAGCUCUGGAUUGUAAUGUGGCUGUAGAGUUUCUGAAGGAUAAAGGGGUGCAGGAACAGCAGGACCUGUGACAGUGCUUGCAAUGCAAAUUGAGUGCUCCGCUCCCUCCCUUCCUGUGCCUUGUUUUAAGAUCCUAAUGAAAAAUGCAUGGCCUCCUCACCAAGAUUCUUAGAUAGUAUGGAAACCCAUGUUGAACUAGGACAUGUUUUGCCAUAAUUUAUAAAAACCAAUGACUGCAGUCACGUCUUGACCCCAUGUUAGCCACAAAGCAUCAACAUUAUAUAGAAAUCUAUUUUGCCCAGUUUUAUAAAUGCAGGGUCUCACUUGUCACACACAAACACACACAAUGUGCCUUGAUGACAUUGUUCUGAUAUCACAUUCAUUUCUGCAGAAACUUAACACUACAAUACAUUUAAUAGAAACUCCUCACUAAACUAUUAAAAAAAACAACAAGAAUUACCACCCCGCAGUUAUAUACCUCCACACACUGGUCAAGUUUCUCUUACAGUUUACUUCCAUGUCUAUGAAAACACGAAUGCCUCACACACACAUCCUCCCCUGACAGCACAGAAGAUCUAUACAAUCAGCACAGUUUCAAGGUUAGUGUCACCAAUUCAGCAUCUGACCAAAUGUCUCCCCUUCUGUUCCUGAGUUAUGACGUUAAGUGAUGGCAAGAGAAGUGUUUUAUACAGAACAUUAUGAUGUCACAGUGAAGUUGACCUUUGACCUUUUGGAUAUAAAAUGUCAUCACUUCAUCAUUAUAUUCUAUUAUACAUUUGUUGGUUUUGUCAUGAUUGGCGUAUGUAUUCUUGAAUUAUGGCCAAAAACAUAUUUUGUGAGGUCACACUGACCUUCACCAUUGACCACCAAAAUUUAAAAAGUUCAUCCUUGACUCAAAGUGGAUGUUUGUGCCAAAUUUGAAGAAAUUCCCUCCAGGCGUUCUUGCGAUGUGUUCACAAGAAAGGGACAGACGGACGUAUGGAUUACAUAUGUACGUACGGACAACCCCAAAAUAAAUGUUUCCAGCCAAGGCUAUCUCCGGUGCUGAGGCAUAAAAAGAAUAGUUUGAAAUUUAAAGAAAUACACUCACUCAAAUGGGGCAUACACCAUAUGAUCUGAGCCUGUUUUAGAAAUGUUGCCAACUCCCGCUGUACAAGUAAAUCAUCUGCAAUAUAAAGCCAAAGCUCACGAUUUAUGUGCUCACACUGUAUGUGUAAAAUAGAACAGCCUUUCGGCCCCCGCUAGAUGUUCUGGCACCUAGCAGGUCAAUAAAGAUUUGUUCGAAAGCUCAGGGGCUGCCGGCAGGUAGAAGUUUGCUAACGGAGGGACAGUUCACAAUAAUGUAGAGGCAGACAUCCCAAAAGGACCGUAAAAGUCAGUUUAGGGAAUUGACUCGUGGCUCAGCUUCAACUAUGCAAGAGCCUGACAACAGCUAAUUAAAAUUUCUAACAUGUCAGAAAUUCAUCUUAACGCCCGACAGCCGUUAGGAAGCAGUUCAUCGUGUUUUGAUUGGUCUUCCAUCCCCCCUGUGCACUAAACGGGAAAUGUGCCCAAUGAAGUCAAAAUUCCGUCCAACUUUUAAAUUAGUUCUGCAGCUCAAAUUUCAAAUCAGAAACAGCCUCAAAUCAUACCGCUCAACUUUAGAAGAUGGGAUACUACUCUCAUAUCUGUCUCUUUAAAGGGGAAGUGUGUAGGAUUUGGCGCCAUCUUGUGGUAAGGUUGCAGAUUACAAUCAAUUGAAUGCCCCUCCGCUCACCUCUUGCUUACAGCCACCUUCAGUGGCCUUCAGGUAAGAAAAUAAUGUGAAAGUCCCCCUCUAGAGCCAGUGUUUGGUUUGUCAGUUCUGGCCGACUGUAGAAACAUGGCAGUCCCUGGAAGAGGACCCACUCGUUAUGCAGAUAUAAAAGGUUCAUUCAAAGGAUAGAAAUAUAGAACGGUUCUUAGUUUCAGGUGAUUAUAAACAAAUAUUACAAUUCUGUUCUGCCAAUAGAUUUCCCUAAAUCCUACACACUAGGGUUGGGUCGGUUCUCGGUAAUACCAAUUCAGUCCAGUACUCCGGCUUGGACCGGGUUUUAUUUUUUGAGACCGACCGGACCGCAUACUCGGGCAGAACGUACGCGGAGCGGACGCCGUGGAGGUCCGCCCGGUAAAAGUGGACGUCCGCAAGCCCUGUGCGCGCAAAGCACGGCCGCGCAGACUCCGCUCCGCGCACCAGUGUCACACAAAAGACUGUUCAGCAUGUAUUUUUCACAUCGCGGGGAUUUUUCACGGACAUUUUUACACGGAGUCCGCUCCGCUUAUAGUACGCCGAGUCUGUGAGCACCUG